This is a messenger RNA of Sardina pilchardus (European sardine), 3488 nucleotides long. It is a transcript of the gene lsp1a, whose product is annotated as lymphocyte specific protein 1 a. Gene Ontology annotation, molecular function: actin binding; calmodulin binding; myosin binding. The record is from RefSeq and is a predicted model, not a curated record. The transcript is spliced from 14 exons. Bases 458 to 2305 code for a protein of 615 amino acids. Gene Ontology annotation, biological process: muscle contraction. Lineage: Eukaryota; Metazoa; Chordata; Actinopteri; Clupeiformes; Clupeidae.
UCUAGUGUGUGUGAGAGGGCAGUGAGUGCCGCGUGGAUCCCUCCUGAUAUUUUCAACAGGCAGUGCAGGAGACAGAAGUGGAGAGGCAGCUCUAUCUCUCUCUCUCCCACACACACACACACACACACACACACACGGUCUCACUCUCUAUCUCUCUUUCUGCAUAUGUGCUUGAGUGUGCGUGCGUGCACACAGACUCCUGAGUGUGCUCAACCGUGUGUGUGCAAGAGACACACAGAAGAAAGAAAGAAAGAAAAACACUAAGGACAGAUUGAAGCAACUCCGCGACUUCUGUCAACAUUUUCUGUCUCACUCUGAGGCUUUUUUUGGGGGGCUCUGGGAUUUUCACGCAGACGGCGAGGAUCUGUUGUUGUGACGGCUGGAGGGGGGAUUUGCGCUCUGAGCCUCUUCUUCACUUUCUUCAUUAUCAGGGGAGAGACGGCAGACCGGGAAAACCAUGUCUGGAGCGCUCCUCAGGAGGAACUCCAGCAAGCAGGGACUACAGAACCUGCUGAGGGUGACGGCCCAGAGGAGUAUUGAAGAUGCCGAGGAGAUUGAGAGGGAGCGCAGGCGCAGGGCACGGGAGGCCUUCCGUAGAGAACACGGCCUCUCCGCACCCGACGGGGCCUCCCUGGACGCCCUGGACGCCGAGGCCUCAGUAGAGGCCACACCGUCAGCCCAGAACUUUACGAGCUCCGCCAAGGCCACCGGCUCCGUGGUUCUGGAUGAGGACGAGGGCUUCAGUGACUGGACGCAGAGGCUGGGUCAGGAGCGCAGGCUCAGGCUGGAGAACGGGCGUCCGGCGGAAGCGACGGCCGAGCGGGGAAUGAACGGCACCGCCAAGCACACGGAGAAGAUCCACUGCUCCUCCUCCUCUGUCACACCCGCCAGGCUGCAGAGGCUACCGCCGCGGGAGAAGGAGAACCGCGACGCGGCCAGGGAGGAGAAGGUGGAGGAGGAGACGCGUCUGGGGAGCAGGGCGACUGAGAAGAGGAGGAAGGAGUUCGGAAAAAAGGAACACAGUCAGACAGAGAGAGAGGUGGAGCAGAACGGCAAAGAUACAAGGAUGAGCCCCUUCAAGAAGGGGGCCGAGAGUCAAGCAGCAGACAUGGAUGAAAAGAUGAAGAAGAAGGAAGUGAAAGUGUCUUACACGUCCAAAGUCCUCAUGCAGCACGAGCCCAAGCCCCGCAACAACAAAGAGGAGGAAGAGACAGCUUCACACGUGAUCAGAGCCAGGAAGACUCUCAGGAGCCCGAGUCAGUCCCAGCCGGCGACGGCGAUGACGAUGGCGGCGUCGGAGCCCCGGGACGAGGAGGCGGCGGCGGCGUUCCUGGAGACGGAGCAGAAGCUGGAGAAGAUCCGGCGCAGCCACCAGGAGAAGGAGAGCCAGGAGCUGGAGCAGCUGCGGCAGAAGCAGGCGGAGGCCGAGGCCGAGCUGGAGGAGCUCAAGAAGAGGCGGGAGCUGAGGAGGCGCGUGCGCGAGGAGGAGGAGCGCCGGAGGGAGGAGGAGGAGCAGCACAGGCUGGCCAAAGAGGAGGAGGAGAAGAGACACAUGAAGGAGGAGAUCGAGAGGAGGAGGAUGGAGGCGGCCGAGAAGAGGAUGAAGAGCUUGAACGACGGCGAGGAACCGUUCAACGCACUCAGUCCCAAGAGCCCCACAGUGAAGAGGGAGGAUGAGGAGAGAUUGACAGCUGAGAGUACAGACUUGAUCACUGAGCGGACCGAGUCUUUGAACCGUUCCCUGAAGAAGAGCAACAGCUUCAAGAAGACGCCUCCGCCGCUGCUCCUCUCCAAGAUCGACGACAAGCUGGAGCAGUACACUCACGCGGUCGAGGUUUCCUCAAAAGAGACCAAGCCGGCCAAGGCAGCUGCUAUGGACGUGCUGAGUCCUCCCAAGCCAGUGGCCUCCACCAAGAGCCUCUUUGAAGCCGGGGAGGCCUGGAGCCCAAGUGCCCCCCGAGGCCAGCCCUCUAAGGAGACGGAGGGGAUCAAAGUAGGCGUGGCUGAUCUGAUAACCAACUGGGUAAAAGGGUCUGUUGACGGCAGUAACAGGAACUCCCCAUCCAGACCUGCGGAUGUGAAACCAGGUGAUGUGCUGCAGAAGAAGAAUCUUUGGGAAGUAAUCGGAGAGAACUCUUCAUCAGGCAAACCUGGGUCAGGAGGAAAGGGCAAUCCUUCUGGAAAGAGGUACAAAUUUAUUGUGACUGGCCAUGGCAAAUACGAGAAGAUCCCUGUAGACGAUGAGGAGGAUUAUUGUGAUUUUUCAAAUGGAAAAACAGGUGAAUUAUGCCAUGAUGACUUCUAAGACAUCAAUGACAGCUGAUCAUCCUAAAGGGAAGUAGAAUCAAGUGAUGUGGUUUCACACAAGCCUUCUCUAGCCAUUAUAUGUAUUGUAGACACUUCUGCUCUUAAAACCACACCUUAGGCACCUGCCAUUUUAUACUGUAUGUUCCCACCUGCAGUGUUAGCUCUAACUUUAUUCCCUUGUUUUCAUGUUAAAAGUAUGAAAUGUAUUUCAAUGUCCAAGAUAUCUGUAUAAGAUGUCUAUCUACAAUAUUUGUUUUUGUAUGAAAAGAACUUAAAUGUAUCAUCCUUAACAGUACAACUAUGCAAGCUUUACUGAACUGCCAUCAUUUAAAAGAGCCAGGAGAUCUUCCUGAAUGUUUGAUUUAUUCAAGGCAAGGACAUACAGUACGUGUUAAGUUAGUAUCAUGUUUGCUUUUACAUAUUCGAUAAAUUGUUUAUCUAAAAUAAAUGCAUAUGCAGUUGUCUAUAUGUUUAUGCCAACGAUAAUAAGCAUUGUUGAAAAUAUUUUCUACUCUUUGAUUUCCACUUUUGUAAUUCAGACUGGUUCAGAGUCCAUAACAGAGGUUAUGAAUCUUUAGGUUUCCAGUAACCUAGACAUUAUCCUGUGGUUCUGAUUGGUUGUUGCAUCCUGUGAUUAUCUAAGCACACAACAUUCCAUGCAGGAAAAAAAUAAAUAUUUUCUGUUUUUACUGAUAUAUUUUCCUUCAUAUGUGGUACUAAGCUUUCUUUCUCUUCCACUAUUUAAUGAAUUGUAUUCCAAACCAUGACAAUAAAGAUGUAUUGCCUUUUACAAAUAUAAAACACAUAUUUGAGGUCUUGAAAUGAUAACAUGUUUAUCUAAAGCUGAACACUGGAGUAAGACCCUCAGCAUCUUUAGUAUGGUUUGUACUAUCUAUCCAAUCUGUGUGAGGGACCUUUUUCUAAUUGUGAUUACAUUUUAGUUGGUACUUCAACAUAAUUAUCUACAUGUACAUGAUCAUGUAAAAUGCACAGUAGUUUUGACUCUCACCAAAUGUGACACUAUUUUUGUAAAAACCUGGCUUGAUUGAAUUCCAAAUGCUCUAACCAUACCGCUUUUAAAACAGUUCCAUCCCUGCAUCACCCCUGUUCUGUUGAAGUUCUUUUGAAACCCUUUAAGUGUAUUUUUUCCAAUGCAAUAAAAUAUUUUAUAUGGUUAAUAA